Molecule: messenger RNA, 1413 nt
Organism: Pipra filicauda (Wire-tailed manakin)
Lineage: Eukaryota; Metazoa; Chordata; Aves; Passeriformes; Pipridae
Product: paired box protein Pax-1-like
Exons: 8
Coding region: 1-1413 (470 amino acids)
Biological process (GO): regulation of transcription by RNA polymerase II; anatomical structure development
Molecular function (GO): DNA-binding transcription factor activity, RNA polymerase II-specific; RNA polymerase II cis-regulatory region sequence-specific DNA binding
Source: RefSeq, a predicted model, not a curated record
AUGGCGUUACUAGGUCGGACCGUGCUCGCGGCGCUGGUGCUGGAGAGGAUGGUGAGAGGAGCGGGGAAGGAGGAGGUGGAGAAGGUGGAGAGGAGCCGGAGCGAACGGACACCAUCUCGGGGAAGGCCGGGCGAGGAGAACCACACCUGCCUUCCCCGGCCGCCGUUCGAUCGCCGGCUCCCCGCGGGCUGCGGCGGCCGCUCCGCCGGGCUGAGAACGGCGAACUCAUCGCACGGGACCCCUCACGGGGGCCGCAGCCGGCGCUCGGGCGGCACCGUCUGCCGCGACCCCCGCGUGGGUUCAACCCCCCGCGUCCGGUGGGUGGGGAGCAGAGGAGGGGGCGCCAGAGCGGAGCACACGUACGGGGAGGUGAACCAGCUGGGCGGCGUGUUCGUGAACGGGCGGCCGCUGCCCAACGCCAUCCGGCUGCGCAUCGUGGAGCUGGCGCAGCUCGGGAUCCGGCCCUGCGACAUCAGCCGCCAGCUCCGCGUGUCCCACGGCUGCGUCAGCAAGAUCCUGGCCCGGUACCACGAGACGGGCUCCAUCCUGCCCGGGGCCAUCGGCGGCAGCAAGCCGCGGGUCACCACCCCCGCCGUGGUCAAGCACAUCCGCGACUACAAGCAGGGCGACCCGGGCAUCUUCGCCUGGGAGAUCCGCGACCGCCUGCUCGCCGACGGCGUGUGCGACAAGUACAACGUGCCCUCGGUCAGCUCCAUCAGCCGCAUCCUGCGCAACAAGAUCGGCGGGCUCGCCCCGCCCGGCCCCCCGCCCGCGCUGCCCUGCGGCCACAUCUACCAGUACCCGUACCCCGGCCCCGCCGCCCCGCCGCCCGCCAAGGCCGCCGGGCACCCGGCCGCGCCCCUCGGGGCACCCCCCGUCGGGCUGCCCCGCUCCUGGCCCUCGGCGCACUCCGUCACCAACAUCCUGGGCAUCCGCACCUUCGUGGAGCAGGCGGGGGCUCUGGCUGGCACAGAAGGGGCUGCCUACCCCCCCAAAAUGGAAGAGUGGCCCAGCGUGAACAGGACGGGCUUCCCCGCCCCGGGCCAGGCGGUCAACGGGCUCGACAAGGCGGCCAUGGAGGGGGACAUCAAAUACCCGCAGCCCGGCCCGGGGCUCUCCUCGAUGGGCACCUUCCUGCCGGCCUGCGCCUACCCCCCCUCCACCCAGCCCGGCGUCUACGGCGGCUCCCCCGGCGGCUACAUCGGCCCGGGCCCCCCCUGGCAGCCGCAGGGGACCCCCCUGGCCCACCACGGCCACGGCGUGACCGUCCACGGCGGCGACCUGCCCGCGGCCAUGGCCUUCAAGCAGCCCGGGAGGGAAGUCGUGGACAGAAAACCCACCAGCCCUGUGGGGAAACCUCCGGACCCUCUAAACACCAUCCAUGGACUCUCUAUCCCAACCUCCUCGUCCUAG